AUGCUCAACGGUAAAAAGAUCAUCACCAUUGGUUUGGUAGUAACCUUUGGCAUCGUGAAUGGAUACUACACAUUUGCCCCCAGUCUUCGGGCGGAGAAGGAGAAGCGUGAAGGCCUAAACCUUGGUCCCCCGGCCAAGCCCUCUCCAUAUGAGAUUAGGAAGCAAGAGUGGGAGAAAAGAGAAUGA
Messenger RNA from Neurospora hispaniola, 186 nucleotides. RefSeq lists its product as uncharacterized. NCBI's taxonomy places the organism in Eukaryota, Fungi, Ascomycota, Sordariomycetes, Sordariales, Sordariaceae. The record is from RefSeq and is a predicted model, not a curated record. Bases 1 to 186 code for a protein of 61 amino acids. The transcript is spliced from 3 exons.